This is a messenger RNA of Leptonychotes weddellii (Weddell seal), 1484 nucleotides long. Lineage: Eukaryota; Metazoa; Chordata; Mammalia; Carnivora; Phocidae. The record is from RefSeq and is a predicted model, not a curated record.
AUGGCCUCAAGCCCACCCCCACCUCCUCUUGGCACGAGCCCCCCGCUGACACCUCGAAGCCCUUCACACUCGGGUGAUGGGCCUUUUGGCCUGCCUGGCUUGGAGCCAGAGCCCGGGGGCCCACAGGCUGGGGAGCCACCCCCACCAUUGGCAGGUGACAAGCCCCACAAGUGCCCUGAGUGUGGCAAGGGCUUCCGCCGAAGCUCGGACCUGGUGAAACACCAUCGUGUGCACACAGGGGAAAAACCCUACCUCUGCCCUGAAUGCGGCAAGGGUUUUGCUGACAGCUCGGCCCGAGUCAAGCACCUCCGCACUCACCGAGGUGAACGGGCUCGGCCACCACCACCAUCCACUCUCCUGAGGCCACAUAACCCCCCUGGCCCGGCACCCACAGCCCCCCGACCCCGAGUCCGAGCCCAGCCCUCUGGACCCAGCCAGCCCCAUGUGUGUGGCUUCUGUGGGAAGGAAUUCCCCCGGAGCUCAGAUCUGGUCAAACACAGGCGAACACACACUGGGGAGAAGCCAUAUAAGUGUGCAGAGUGUGGCAAAGGUUUUGGUGACAGUUCUGCCCGCAUCAAGCACCAGCGUGGGCACUUGGUCCUGCGGCCCUUUGGGACAGGGGAUGGUCGGGCAAGGCCCCUCAAGGAGGAGCCACCAACAGGACUGGAAUGAUGGGGUCCAGGGAAGAUGGAAGCCCAGGAGACCAAAGGGAGGGUAUCUGCUGCUUAAGCAGAGAAUAAAGGGCCGGGGAGGUGGUGGGAGGGAGAAGGAGGGGAAGAAAUGGGAGAAAGGAGUGAAUAGAUAGAAAUAGAGAUUGGAGACAAUGACCUUGAAGCUCAGGAAACUGUCCUGGCUGGGCUCAGUCAGGACCUUGACACUAUGGUCUAUACCCCCAGCUUCUAGAACACUGCCUUGUAUUCUGAAUAGCGUAGGCGCUCAGUACUUACUGAAUGAAUAAACUGGCCUUAGCCUGAGGGCCCUUAAAAAACUCUAAAUUCUGCUGCCUCUUAAUCUAAGAAUUGAUCCCACCCAACCUUGCCCCUAGGAGACCAGCACCCUGGCCAGCACCAAACAGGGUUUGUUUGACCUUAUGAGCCACAACAGUGAAACUUCAGGAGUUUUGGGUGGUAGAGAGGCAGGGGCAUCUUGGAACCUUCUGAUGGGAAGAGUAUUGCUGUGUGGAUUGCAGUAUCCAGGCUCAGGCCACACUGGACAUGGUCUUAGCCAGGAAGGGCGCUGUUGGACAGCCCAGACCUAUCUGCCCUGGAGAACCCCAACCCGCCCCGACACCUGGACGCUGGCAGAAUAGACCAGAGACAGCAGAAGGGACAAACAGUCGAUGCCAAGCCCAGGUCCUGGUGGACGUCAGCAGACAAACUGGCUGGGAGAAGGGCAGGACUGGAGUGAGGAGAGGCCAGGGAAGCUCCAAGGCAGGACAGCCACAUCUCCGUGUAUCUCCUCGCCAAUAAACUUUCUUGUCUGAA